Messenger RNA from Carlito syrichta (Philippine tarsier), 5954 nucleotides. RefSeq names its product tankyrase 1 binding protein 1 (gene CNOT12). The transcript is spliced from 11 exons. NCBI's taxonomy places the organism in Eukaryota, Metazoa, Chordata, Mammalia, Primates, Tarsiidae. Gene Ontology annotation, biological process: cellular response to ionizing radiation; double-strand break repair. The coding region runs from base 330 to 5495 and encodes 1721 amino acids. The record is from RefSeq and is a predicted model, not a curated record. Gene Ontology annotation, cellular component: nucleus; heterochromatin.
CCCGAUCCCAGGGGUGCCUUGCGAACCCUAAGUGGGGUGUCUUGGAGAGCUUGUCAGGAGGGAGCAGUGAGUGGCACCCUGGAGCUCCUGGACUUUGGGGUCAGGAGACCGGCGUCGGAGAGGAUCUGGGAAGAGUUGAGGAUACUCCCCCAAGUUCCCUCUUCCUGUCCCACACUCUGCCUCUGCUAGAAAUAGACUUCCCUCGGCCCAUCGCACUGCCAAGGCCCGACUCCUUUUCCUUCUCUUCUCUGUCUCUCCUCUGGGGUCUUCGGCCUCCCUGACUCGCACCUUUCUGCUUCCCACUUCUCAAGCAAGGUCUGCCGCAUGUGAUGAAAGUAUCUACUCUCAGGGAAAGCACAGCCAUGGCUUCCCCACCGCCCCGGGAGAUGGAGGAGGAGCCGGUGCCUGCUGGCUUGGAGCCAGGUGAUGCUCGGGCCAAACCCCCAGUCAAGCCCAAACCCCGGGCUCUACCUGCCAAGCCAGCCCUGCCUGCCAAACCCAGCCUGCUAGUGCCAGUUGGGCCUCGGCCUCCACGGGGUCCCCUGGCCGAGUUGCCUUCUGCCAGGAAGAUGAACAUGCUGGCGGGACCCCAGCCCUAUGGUGGCAGCAAACGUCCCCUUCCCUUCGCACCAAGGCCUAUGGCCGAGGCCCCUGCUGGAGGAGAGGCCUCUCAAGAGGCUGGGAAAGAGGAGGCCGGGAGAGAGGAGCUGCCCCCUCUGACGCCCCCGGCUCGAUGUGCUGCCCCAGGGGGUGUGCGGAAGGCCCCUGCCCCUUUCCGCCCAGCCUCUGAGCGCUUUGCAGCGGCCACGGUGGAAGAGAUCCUGGCCAAGAUGGAGCAGCCUCGGAAGGAAGUCCCUGCCAGCCCUGACCGCCUCUGGGGCUCCCGCCUCACCUUUAACCAUGAUGGCAGCUCACGAUAUGGCUCCAGGUCCUACGGUGUGGCCCCUGGCCCCAGGGAUGAGGACGGCAGGGUGUGGCCCCAGGAGGGCCCAGCCAAGUCUCCAACAGAGAGCCAGGAUGAGCGCAGCAAGACCCCUGAGGAGAGGAGCCCCCCUUCCGAUCGUCCCUUCAACGGGGACCUGGCUAAACCGACCAGCACUGAGCCACCUGCCGAUGUUUCCAAGCCCUGUGUCCCCUCAAGUCCAGACUCCACCUCAGAGAACGGAGGCUCUGCCAGUCCAGGCCUCCCUGCUGAAGGUGCAGGUCCAGGUCCCGGGCCACUCUGUCUUCAUUUACCUGCCAAGGGUUCUCCCAACCAUUCUCAGCUCCCAGAAGCCCAGUGUCUUGCCGCUUCCAAGACUCCUCCCUGCCUCCCUGUGACUCUAGCAUCCCCAAGUGCAGCCCUGCCUGACAAUGGCCCCUGCCCUACCCCCAGCCCAGGACUCCCUGUGGAGGGGGCCCCAGAGGCCCCUAGACCCAGCAGCCCUUCCUUCGAGGAGGUCUCAGGACCCAAAAGCCCAGACCAUACCCCAGCCACUUCACCCUGUCCCCUGAUUGAGGGGGAUGAGUUGCUGGGUCUCACUCGGACGUUUCCAUCUGGGGAGGAGGUGGUGGCCAAGAGUGAUGCUGGCCUCCGCCCGGUCAGUCUGGUCCAGCGCCGAUUCUCUGAAGGUGUGCUCCAGCCCCCCAGCCAGGACCAGGAGAAGCUGGGGGGCUCGCUGGCUACCCUGCCCCAAUCCCAGGGGAGUCAGUCAGCCCUGGAUCAUCCCUUUGGGGCAGAGUCCAACUGGAGCUUGUCACAGUCCUUUGAAUGGACCUUCCCCACGCGGCCCUCAGGUCUGGGCGUGUGGCGGCUGGACUCCCCGCCCCCCUCCCCCAUCACUGAAGCCAGUGAGGCUGCAGAGGCCGCGGAGGCUAGCAGCUGGGCUGUGUCCAGCAGAGGGGAAGGGAUGCCGCAACAGGGGCAAGGGGCCAGCUCAGCUCCAGGGGGUCCAGGAAGGCCUAGUUCCUGGGUCCAGGGGGAUGACCCAAGCAUCUCCCCAACCCAAAAGGGUGAUGGGCGGAGUCAACCUCAGUCCCCAGCUGUUCCCCUUGAGCCCUUUCCUACAGCCGGGGAUCCUCCGGGAUCACCCUUGCUGCGGGCAGAGGAGAGGUAUGAAGAACGGGAGCCCUUGGCAGGACAGGAGUCCCCGCUCCCUCUGGCCACCACAGAGACAGCUCUGCCCGUCCUGGAGCCCAUCCUGGGGCAGCAGCAGCCAGCACCCCCUGACCAGCCCUGUGUCCUCUUUGCUGAUGCCCCUGACCCUGGGCAGGCACUGCCUGCAGAAGAGGAGGCCGUGACCCUAGCCCGGGCCGAGACCACCCAGCCCAGGACAGAGGCUCAAGACUCCUAUAGGGCGUCCCCUGAGCCUACGGGCCCGGAUAGCAGCUCUCGGUGGCUCGACGACCUUCUGGCUUCACCACCACCUAGCGCUGGUGGUGCCAGGCGGAGCGCUGGAUCUGAGCUGAAGGACCCACAGUCCCCGAGUACCUGCUCCGAGGGACUCCUUGGCUGGUCCCAGAAAGAUCUGCAGAGUGAAUUUGGGAUCACAGCAGACCCACCUUCCAGCAGUUUCCGUCCUUCCAGUUGGUGCCAAAGUGCUUCUCAGGACUAUAGUCUUGGGGGGGCAACUCCUGGGGGAGACCCACGUCUAGGAAAGAGAGACUGGAGCAGCAAAUGUGGGCAAGGAACAGGGGCAGGGGGCACCAGGGAGUGGGCCAACAGGUGUAGCAUUGGCCAGGGGGAGAUCGAUGUCAGCCACAGCCAAGAUCAGAAGGAAGCAUCUGCCCCAGGGGGCCUCACAGCCCAGGACCGAGUGGUUGGAAAGCCCACCCAGCUUGGUGCUCAGCGGAGCCAGGAGGCGGAAGUUCAGGACUGGGAGUUCAGAAAGAGAGAUUCCCAGGGCACUUACUCUAGCCGUGAUGCUGAGCUCCAGGACCAGGAAUUUGGGAAGAGAGAUUCUCUGGGUUCGUACGGCAGCCAAGAUGCCAGUCUUCGGGACUGGGACUUUGGGAAGAGAGAUUCUCUGGGCGCUUAUGCCAGCCAGGAUACUGACUCACAGGGCCAGGAGCUGGGGAAGAAGGACCACCUCGGCAGGUACAGCAGCCAGGAUGCCAAUGAGCAGGACCGGGAGUUUGAGAAGAGGGAUGCCUCACUCGGCACCUAUAGCAGCCAGGGUGUGGAGCCACAGGACCGGGAAUUUGGGGAGAGUGCUUGGAUGAGGGACUACUGCAGGGGUGGCAACUCCAGGACUCUCAGUGCCCAGGAUGGAGGCUUUGGAAUGAGAGCCCUGAGCUCCGGUUUCAGCCCCGAAGAAGCCCAGCAGCAGGAUGAGGAAUUUGAGAAGAAGAUUCCAAGCAGUGAAGAUCGCCUUGGUGAGCCCAGCAGGGAUGCCAGACCACCAGAAGAGAGAAAACCAGGGGGCUCGUUCAGUCCCAGCACCACCCGGCUGACAGAUGAAGCGCUCAGGUCGAGAGACCAGAGCGGCUGGCAGGGUGGCAACGCCAGCCAACAGGUGGGAGGGCUUCAAGAGGGGCAGCAGGUGGGGACUCAGAACCCUGGCCAUGCCCACCUGGAGGGCGGGGAAGUGGGAGGGCGAGCCUGGGCUGGUGAGUUCAGCCUGAGCGUUGCCCCCCAGCCAGAGGCAGCGUUUAGCCCAGGGCAGCAGGACUGGAGCGGGGACUUCUGCCUCGAGACCACCGACAGGAGCUAUCAGUUUGGCAUCAUUGGCAAUGACAGAAUGGGUGGUACUGGCCUGAGCCCUUCCAACAAGACAGGAAGUGGCCACUUUGUGCCUCCUGGGAAGGCCACGGCUGGGCCUGUGGACUGGACUGACCAGCUAGGUCUCAGGAACUUGGACGUGUCCAGCUGUGUGGGUUCCGGGGGCUCGAACACGGCCGGGGAGCAUGCUGUGGGACAGAUGGGCUGGUCAGACAACCUGGGCUUGAGGGACAUGGACCUGGCCAGCCGUUUGGAAAGCGGAGGGUCUGAAGAGCCCAGGGGCAUCAGAGUCGAGGAGAAGGACUGGACUGCUGAUGUUGGGUUGAGGAGCAGAGACGUGGGGGAGGGAGGAGGCCACAGCCAGGCCAGAGAGAGUGGCGUGGGGCAGACCGACUGGUCCAGUGUGGAGGCCGGAGAAUUCCUUAAAUCGAGGGAGCGUGGAGUUGGACAGGCAGACUGGACACCUGACCUCGGGCUGAGAAACAUGGCCCCAGGAGCAGGCUGCAGCCCCGGAGAGCCCAGACAGCUCGGGGUGGGCCAGGUAGACUGGGGCAACAAUCUGGGCCUGAGGGAUUUGGAGGUUUCCUGUGAUCUAGAGUCUGGAGGUUCUCAGGAACCGCGGGGAUGUGGAGUGGGCCAGAUGGACUGGGCCCAAGAGUUGGGGCCCCGGAAUGUGGAGCUCUUUGGGGUCCCGAGUAAAGCCAGGGAGCAUGGGGUGGGAGAGGUCGGCCAGUGCCCAGAGCUUGGCCUCAGGGAUGGUGAUGGCUUGUCCCCUGGCCUGGAGGCCAGAGACCCCUUGGAGGCCAGGGAGCUGGGGGUUGGUGAGAUGAGUGGGCCAGAGACCCAGGGCGAAGAUGGCUCCUCGCCUUCCUUGGAGGCUCGACCAGAAGACCGUGGAAUGGAGACUGGAGAAGCCCCCAGCUCUGGAGCCAGCCCCGGUGAGUGCCGGGCCCGCUCUCCUCCUUCUGGCUCCCACGGCCUGCUGGAGGAGAUGCUGGCAGCUAGCAGCUCCCAGGCGGUCCGUAGGGAGUCGGCGGCCUCGAGCCUUAGGGGCCUCUCGGAGGAGGAAGGAGCUGCAGCAGGUGCUGACGGAGAAGAGCCUCUGGAGCCCUGUGGGGACCUUCUGCCCUCCUGGAGGCCCCAGCCGGAUGGCGAGGCCAGCCGGGCAGAAGACGUGGAUGGCACCUGGGGCCCUUCAGGGGCCGGGCAGGGGCCGGGCCGCACCCCUCGGCGCGUCCCCCAAGGGCCUCCUCCCAGCUCCUCCAGUCAGGACUUUGCCUUCAUCGAGGACACUGAGAUCCUCGACAGUGCCAUGUUUCGGAGCCGUGCCAGCCUGGGGCGCAAGCGUGGGCAUCGGGCCCCGGCAAUCCGGCCCGGGGGUACCCUGGGCCUGUCGGAGGCAGCGGACUCAGACGCACGCCUGUUCCAGGACUCCACGGAGCCACGGGCUUCUCGGGUGCCAUCUUCUGACGACGAGGUGGUGGAAGAGCCUCAGAGUCGCCGGACACGGAUGUCUCUGGGCACCAAGGGGCUGAAAGUCAACCUCUUUCCUGGCCUGAGCCCAUCAGCUCUGAAGGCCAAGCUGCGACCCCGGAACCGCUCAGCUGAGGAGGGGGAGGCGGCAGAGAGCAAGUCAAGCCAGAAGGAGUCUGCGGUCCAGCGCUCCAAGUCCUGCAAGGUCCCGGGGUUGGGGAAGCCCCUCACAUUACCUCCCAAGCCAGAGAAAUCCUCAGGGUCAGAAGGAUCAUCACCCAACUGGCUGCAAGCCCUGAAGCUGAAGAAGAAGAAGGUCUGAGAAGUCACUGAGGUUCUUCCUAUCUGGUGGUCUCAGGCAGUGCCCACUCCUGUGGCGUCCCUGGGCGCCCCUGGAGCCCCACCAUGUCCCGGGCUGCAGCCUCUGUCCCCCUCCACCUCUGAGGAGCGUCUGGGGAGGCACAUUUAUGCACUUUGUAUCACCCUCCCAACUCCCCCCCUCCACAUCUCCCCCCGCCAGCCUCGAUUUUGUCACUAGUGGUCGAAGGUUUUGUCCCUCCCUCUGUCUUCCUUCUCCCUCUCUGCUUCCUCCUCCAGCCUCCCUUGGGUUUUUUUUAAUACCAAUUUAUAGCAUUUUUUAUAAAAGCCUUUGAUUUUUUUGUAAUGGGCGGGGCUCUACCCCUGCCUCACCCCAGGUCUCGCUCCGCCCUGCCAGGCGCCCCACAGAGACCAAUGACGUUUUGCCACUUGAAACAAGAAAUAAAAUUUUUUGGGAAUUGGU